UGUUAAAGCUUAGAGUAUAUUGUCUUCUCUUGCUUAUGAAGCCUCCACCCACUGGCCCACCCUACAUUUAGUGGAUCAUGUGACUGUGGUAAGUCAUUUGCAAGUACAACAGUUCUCUGUGAGCCCCCAUUCAUUUCCUGAAAACUACCCAGAGCAGCUGAGAGGAGCAGAGCAGAGGGGAGGGAGUCUCAGAGAGCGAGCGAGGAGAGGAAGACACAUACAGAGAGAGAGAGAGAGAGAGAGAGAGAGAGAGCGGACUGUAUAAGGAAAACAGUUUCUGCCGCUCUGCAGCUCCUGAUCAGACGCCAUCAAUAACAGGAUGUUAAUGCUUGACGGAAUGCCAGCGGUUCGUGUCAAAGCAGAGCCUCUGGAAUCUGAGAGAGGGUGCACCACCCCACACCCCUAUGCUUUGACACAAAAAACUUGCUCUUCUCACUGUGAUAGCUUAAUUACUCCCAGGCGUGGUACAAAAAAAGUUGGAGGUACAUGUGUGGGGAGGGGACUGGCCCUGAUGGCGCUGAUGGAGCUGUAGGAUGGGGAGAGAUUCACAGCUGAAGCAGGAAUGCUCUGAGGGUUUCCAGUCAGGGCCUCUGCAGUCAUGCUGGCCGUCUUGUCCCCUAAAGUGCACAGCUACCCUGAUAUGGAGGGGGUGCCCCUUCUCCUUAGCAAAGUGAAGGCAGAGCCGCCGGAGGAUCUGCUUUCUUCUGAGCACUUUCACACUCAGACAGAACCUGUGGACCUGUCGAUCAACAAAAAUCGUUCCUCGCCACCUUCCUCCACUGCCUCGCCCAUCACUUCUGCCUUCUCUCCAUCCUCCUCCUCUUCAUCUUCGUCAUCAUCCUCGCCUUCUGUCAUCGCCUCCAUCUCUUCAGGAAAGCCCUCAGUGUUGACUCCAGGGCCUCUGGUGGGCUCUCCGUCGGGCGUCCGAGGCCAGUCAUAUUUACACAUCAUCCACCCAGUGCCACCUUCCAGCCCCAGUAAACUGGCCAGACAGGUGCAGCGCAUCCCGGUGGUGGUGCAGUCACUACCACUUAUGUACACUACAGCAGUGCGCUCGCCCUCCAACCAUCUCAACUCCACCAUCAUGGUCCCACUGCUGGACGAGGCCAAGAGCCAAGGCAAAGCACAAUCAGACCUAAACGGCUUGUCACCAAGACAAAUCCGAAGUGACAGUGAUGAUGACGACCUGCCAAAUGUAACCUUGGACAGCGUCAAUGAAACAGGAUCCACAGCGCUGUCUAUAGCACGAGCAGUGCAGGAUUCCAUGUCACCGUUCAGUAUUGAGAGCAUGCGGCGGCCGCGGCAGUCCGAGUCUCCAGACUCUAAGAAGAGACGCAUCCACAGAUGUGACUUUGAUGGCUGCAAUAAGGUUUACACUAAGAGCUCCCACCUCAAAGCACACCGGAGAACACACACGGGUGAGAAGCCAUACAAGUGUACCUGGGAUGGCUGCACAUGGAAGUUUGCUCGCUCGGAUGAGUUGACGCGACAUUAUCGGAAGCACACGGGGGUGAAGCCUUUCAAAUGUGCGGACUGUGAUCGUAGCUUCUCACGCUCAGACCACCUAGCCCUGCACCGGCGCAGACACAUGCUGGUCUGAGUGAAGGCCACCUCACACUCCCUCUCUCUCCCACACACACACACACACACGUGCACUUGCACGCCGGGGGAGCUGGGUCUCUCCUUGCACUUGUUCAGCUGGGCUGGACGCAGUCAUGGCCAUCCCAGGCCCUGGUGAAAAGUGAGAGAGAGGAAGCUUGAAGGAUGAUGGACAGAAUGUUUUGAUAGAGCUGAACAGGGUCUGCCUCAAGGAUGGAGCAAAGCUGCUCUACAGAUCUGGGCUCAUCUUGAAGUUUCAGGACAUCUUGAACUGGAGCACUUGUCCAGAUCCUGGUUGUUGGUUCUUGCGUGAGAGUUCUUCUGUCUGCAUUAUUUUUUUUUUUUAAUUAGCAUCCUUGUUUUGUUCUCAUUUUAAAUGUCUGCUUCCCUUUUGCCACCGACAAUGUGAAGAAGUGCAGUAUUGAAUGGCUUCCUCUUUUCAGAUCUGGAGCAACAAUUUUCAUAAAUCUUGAUUUCCUCUUAACCCAGCACACCUGAUUAUGAGGAGUCAUUUCUUUGGCAACAGAGACUCUGAGUCAGCGAUUCCUGAGGUGAGGUGGCUGGAGAUUUUUCAUAUAAAACAAGUCUGCAAAUCAUCAAAUGAGAUUAUACACGCAGCAGGCGACACAUCACAGGAAUCAUGCAGUUUCUAUAUUAUAUUUUAUUUUCCGCUGAUGUUGGUUUUCACACUAAAAUGGUUUUCUGCAGCAUAUCUGCGGCACUGAAGUAUAUGGGGUACGUUUGGCUUUAAGAACUCUCAGCUGUUUCUUUAUGGUGACAAACAGGGAUAUAAAACAGUGCUUUCAGUUCUGUGAUCAGCCAGUGAGUGCGAUUGUACUCUGUUCAUAUGAUUUUGUGUUUUGAAUACUUUUCCCUGCUUAAGCCUUUUGCAGUUCUUCGAAUAUGGAUGAGCCCUGAAAUAAAUGAAUACAGUAGAGCACUAUGCUCAUCACACACAACACUGACCUCCACUAUGUUUGACUGGCUGACACAAUGAUAGCUCAAUGCCCUCUUUAGCUUUGGAAAAAUUUGGGUGCAAAAGAAAAAAAAAAACACACACAAUACAACAAGAACACAAAGCACACUUCUGCUAACACGGGCCUUUCAUGGUGUGAUCAUUUUGUUUUUUUUUUGUACUUGAACAGACAAUACAAGCCAGGAGAGCAAUACACUCACUCUAGAGUGACGGGAGAAGGAGAAGGCCUCAUGGCUGUCUCACUUACUCCACCAACAGAGGGCUUUGUAAACAUGGACAAAUUGCUGACUUUCUACCAUUGCCACUUGUUUUUCUAUACUAGAGAAUCUUGUAUAUUUGUAAUGGAUUUGUAGCUCUAGUUUUUAAAAUAGCAAAAGCAUAUUGCUAUUUUAGUCUCACACCUAAAGGAUUUGAUUGCACUCAGAAGAAUAGAUUUUCUUUUUAAAGAGCCAUUAAUUGUGGCACUGCAGGUUUGCCCAAAUGAAGCUUAUUUUGUUCCCAUAAACUCCUCCCUCUCUCUCUCUCUCUCUCUCUCUCUCUCUCACACACACACACACACACACAGAUAAUGCACAUGCACACAAUUGACAGAGGGCAUUUAAGUGAACAUUUCACUAGAGUCUUCUCAUUUUUUAAAUAAUUUCUGAACUUCUGUUACUCUGAAUCUGAAACAGCUCAUGUAGUUUUUCAAAGUAUAGUGCACUACUUUGGUCAAGUCUUGUCUGGUGCACUAAACAGUAAGCGGAUUCACCUUCAGCCUGAUUCCCAUAUACAAUCAGGCCACUAGAGGGCGAUCAGAGAACAAAAGUUGAGUAAGGAUCAAGGAAAAAAAAAAAAUCCAAACAAAUUGUAGAGUCUGUAUGUUCAUGUUUGUGGCAGUGAUUUGUCAUUGAGUUGAGGAGGUUAAGAAAUAAGUCAUUUAAUCUGAGCUUUUUAGAUGCUUUGCUCAUCUUUGGUGGCCUUAAGAUGAAUAUUAGAAGAUAUAUUUGACGAUAUGACAUACAGAAUCUGUUUUUCUAUCUCAAAUAAAUGCCAUCCUACAUACAAUGUUAAAGCGUCAGUUGUACAGUGGUGUGAGAGCAGCACUUUCAAAUGGCCAGUACAUGCCUCAGUGACAUUACUGCAAAAAAAUGCUAUCUUAAAUUUAAAACAUAUCUUAAAUAUAACCACAUUUAGCUAGUAUUAUUCUUUUAAUAGGAUUACAAUAAACUAAAUAUAUGUUUAUUCAACUAAUUUCUUGAUAUUUUGCUUCAAGCUUUAAAUGUUCAUAUUCUCUUGGCAGAUACGUUUGCUUAUUUUUAGAAAUGAAUGCUAAAAAUGUGAAAUAGAUCUUUCACCUUGAAAUGAAAGUAAAGUAUCAGGAAAUAGGGUUAAUAAUUUUAUAUUUGGUUCAUUGCAAUGUUAUAAAAGAAAUACUGGCUACAUUGGAUUAUUUCAAGGAAUUUACACUUACUAAGAUGUAAUUUUUUUGCAGUACACAUACAAACACACACACACACACACACACACACGCUCAUGUGCACUGCUGUUGGAAUCUCCAUGUUCAUACUAGCAAAACAAAAUUGAAGUGUGUUUUGUGAAAUGCUGUAAAAGGAAUGUGUCCAUUACGAACCUAUACCGUGACCAGCGUCACCUUGCUUUUUUUUGUGAUCUGAAGUAUUAUAAUCUAUUCUGUUGUUUUUUUUUUUGUUUGUUUGUUUGUUUGUUCGUCUACACAUGCGUGUUUCCUGUGGUACAUGGGCUUGAGUGUAUCAUCAGCACCUUGUUUUUAUGAAGUAUGAAUAUGAAAUGAAUUAUUUUCAGUUAGACAUAACAUUAAUCAGCAGUGUAUCUUAUCAUCUUAUACUGUAUUUUUGAGAAAUCUCCUCAAUGUGGGGCACUUCAUCUGCAUAUUGCUAUUUUAUGUAAAGAAAAAAAAAAGAAAUCUUUUAAAAUGUUGUAAUAUAUGUGAAAGUGAAAGUUAUUACUCAGUUUUUGAAGGCUGUAUAUACCUAUUCAGAAUAGGGCUUUUUAUUAGUUUUUUUUUUUUAAUACAAGGGAUUAACUUUAUACAACUACAAUACAGAGAUGAUCAUUACCUGUUGGUACACAGUGUAUCAUGGGACUGUGUGGGAGAGCAUCUUUAAUGCUCGUGUUCCUUAUGAUUAAGGUGUAGGGAUUAAACAAUCCAUCUAAAUGUACACAGUGUUGAAGAGCAGCUGCCUCUGUGCACAUUCAGCCAUUUCUAAUACUCUCUUACGUGUUUUUAUUACAAUAACAUUUCACGAAAUGUAAACCCAGUCAAAUGAAUGUCCCUUUCCAAACAGUAUUCAAGAGCCAUCAGCAUUUUUCUCUUUGCUUUUCUUUUUCUUUUUUUCCAAUUAUUAUUUAUUUCUCUUUUUUGCUGUUCUGAUAUCAGAGACAUUAGAUUUUGGCAUCAUUUCUGCUUCUGCACAGUAAAAAUGGUUGCCUAUAAAGUGUAUUAACAAAUUGAAAGUUUUAUAUCAAAUUUUUAUUUCGUGUUUAAAAAAAGAAGAGGAUGAUGAAAAAUAUGACAAUAAUUAAAGGGAGCAUCCUUUUUUUUUUAAACAAACAAACAAACAAACAAAGUAUUACUUUCUGCUCUGGCAUUCUUACACUUUCUGUGGCAUAAUUUUGUAACGGUGAACAGGGUCAAAGUUAUGCAAUAAUGAUGAGUGCCUAAUAUCUUAUACAAGAAGCACAUGCAGAAAGGCAAAAGAUGCCAUAAGCACAAAAGAAGUGCAUCCGGUACCAAUAAACCUGUACAAAAUACCCAACCCUAAUGUACAGUACCAAGCCUGUUUGUAAUGCACUGAGCCUUACGGACCAUUUGAAGACACCAUUUUAAACGAAAGCUGUGAACAUCCGCCCGUUAAUCACAUAGUGAGCAAUGCUGUAAGCUUCUCCUUGGGAGUAUAUGGAUGGAUAUACCUUACACAUUCAAUAUCAACUUGACUGAAGGACACAGUUUCUCCAUUAUUAAGGUUGACUUUUACCUCUUUGAUACAUUACAAAGACCUGAAUUUGAGUAAGAGGCACCUUACAGCUCAAUUUCGGUGCCUACAGAGUGGACCUAUACAGCACAAAAAAAAAGACAAUAUUGCUUUGUUAAUUCCUUUGUGAAUGGCCGUUUCUGAUUUGUAUUCAAUUUAUUCUGUACAGUAUUGCCUCAGUUUCAAUAUUAACUUCAUUUCUUAAUCUAAAUAUUUACUUUAUUUUGUCUUUUUUUUUUUCUCGGAUAUUCUGUGAUUAUCGUUCUUGUAUUUAUGUAUAGUGUAUGUGUAUUGUAAAUAUAUAUUUCAGAGCUUUUCAUUUUACUGCAGAGUUGUGACUUUUUGCCCUGCUUUGCUUCAAAGGGAAUCCCUUCACACUGAAUCCUAUCACAGAAUGUCUUCAUUUCAAAUAAAAAAAAAAACAAGUGUUUAUUCUUUAUUUUAAUUCUCCAGAAAGUGUCUAGAUAUUAUGUGCUUUUGAUUUUCUCUGUAGUUUUCCUUUUAUUCCCUAAAGAUUGAGCUGUGAAUUUAAAUCGAGUUUUAACAUGAUAUUUGUAUGAUAAUCUAAUCGGAGGCAUGGAAGUUAAUAAAGUUGCAUUUUGUAUGGAA
Molecule: messenger RNA, 6177 nt
Organism: Hemibagrus wyckioides
Lineage: Eukaryota; Metazoa; Chordata; Actinopteri; Siluriformes; Bagridae
Gene: klf12b
Product: Kruppel like factor 12b
Exons: 7
Coding region: 599-1600 (333 amino acids)
Biological process (GO): regulation of transcription by RNA polymerase II
Molecular function (GO): RNA polymerase II cis-regulatory region sequence-specific DNA binding; DNA-binding transcription factor activity, RNA polymerase II-specific
Source: RefSeq, a predicted model, not a curated record